Blepharisma stoltei is the source of this 4891-nucleotide messenger RNA. Lineage: Eukaryota; Ciliophora; Heterotrichea; Heterotrichida; Blepharismidae. The record is from the annotation of a GenBank genome assembly.
AUGCCUGAAGAUAGUAAAAUAUUGGAAACCGAAACUAUUGAAGUUUUUAAACUUAAAAAGUAUCUCAGCACUAAAGAAGAAAUAAAGAUAAAUGCCUUCAAAAUGUUGGAACAAUUAUUAAAUAUAGCAUACAAUGCUAAAAUUAAAAGAGCAAGACAGCAAAUGCAGGAAAUUAUAAUAAAUUUUAUAGUCGCAUUGCAGAUGGCCAUAAUGAUUUGGAGUCCCAAUGUAAGUAUAAAAAACUGGGAUCCAGAUUUAGAUACUUGGCAGACAAUCAAAUAUGUCAGCUUCGAAAGAAUAUGUGGAGAGACUGGAACACUUAAUAUAUAUUUCUAUAUAACAGUCUUCGAAAUAUUGCUUUGCGUCUUUUGCUUUAUAGCGCUUCUUUCGCUUAGCUAUUUUGAAACUACUCUUUCAUAUUUCUAUAUUUUACUCCCAAAGAAAAUUUUAUGUUUCCUCACUUCCAUAGGCUUUAUACCUAGUAUGAUGAUUUUAUUAGUAGUAUUCAAAUAUUCCACCUUUAAUUACCACGAAAUUUCUGAAUAUUCUAAUAAUAUUUCAUCAUACUAUAUUAAUUAUGGAAAACUUGUCGGAUUUUUUUCAAUUUUACUUGCUAUCAUUUUACUGACAAUUAAUAUUUUUUCAAUAAUAUUUACAUCUGAUAUAAGGCAUUCCUUUGCAAAAGUAAAUAUCAGAUCAAGAGCUUUUUCGAAGCUUGAAAUAGCUCAGCUUUUUUUUAUGUUUUUUCAAUGCAUUUCUUUUGUAAUGCUGAAUGAAAAAUAUGUUUUAAUUAGUCAAGGAUUUUUAUUCAUAUAUGGAUUUAUUCUUGCUAAAAAAAUUAUUUCAGCACUUCCUUAUUAUAACCCCAUUGAAAAUGCAAUAAAAUCAUGCCAAAUUAGUGCAAUAUCAAUAUCUAUCUUAAUUUUUCUAUUUAGCGCAUAUUUGGAUAAUGGAGAAAUUAUUGCUAUUUUAAACGUAUUUUUGCAACCUUUUGCGCUAAUUUUAGUAUGUCUUAAAGUAAAAUCAAACUCAGCUGCAAAAAUUGAAGUAAAUACUGACUUUAUAAAUCAAUAUGAAUUUGAAAGAAAAAUGAGACCAAAAUUAUGUAAUGAAUUAAAACAUGAUUUUAACGAUUUAAUAAAUAAAUUCUCUUAUUUUAGCCAAAAAGCGAAAUUUGAAUAUGAUAAACUAUUUGUAUUAUGAGAAGCUACUUAUUGUUUUUAUGUGCUCAAAAAUGAACAGUUAGCAAGGGUUAAAUUAACAAAAAUGAAAAAUGCCAAAAAUACUUUAGAAGGAGAAAUCCAGCAAUGAUUGCUUAUUAAUAAGCUUGACAACAAUAAAACUAGUUCAUUUGAAGUAAAAUUUUUAGAGUAUUUAGACGAGCUAAACAGAGUAAAAGCGUAUAAUUUAUCAUUAUGCGAAAAAUUGCUUGAUGUGAUCAAUGAAAUUUUAUUAAAAUCUCCCAAAAUUGAUAAAUUAGUAAAUAUGAUCACCCAUGUAUCAGACCAAAUCAAUAAAAUGAGAAAUUCGUAUGAAAACCUUGUAAGUAGCCACAAACAAAUCUGUGGGAUCGAGCUUUAUGCGUCAUUUUUGCAAAAUAUUCUUCAUAAUGAUGACCUCAGUAAUCUUAUGCUAAGAAAAAUAGAAACCAUAAAAAUUAAUGGCUUUAACUCUGCAGCUUUUAAUGAACAUAAUGGAAUCCUCCUUGUUUCAGUUGAUUCUAUAUCAUUUGGAGAAAUCGUAUAUAUAAAUGACCCAGCUUUAUAUAUACUAAAAACUUCAAGGCUUGAUACUAUAGGAAAAUCUUUUACGAAAUUUAUACCUCUACAGUAUAGACUUAACCACGAUACAUAUAUUCAUGAAUUCGUCCAAAACUGUACAAAUCCUGAUGUUACAAAUCAUCAUGAUUUCUUCCUUGAAAAUGACGAAGGAUUUUUAUUUGAAUGCCAGCUAAUAAUAAGGUUCACUCCGAUGUAUAACAAGGUUUAUAUUUUAAUUUCCAUAAAGUCUCUCAACACUUCUAGGCAAAUGGCUUUAAUUAGCAAUGAAGGCAUUAUUCAAAAUCAUACUAAUAAAUUUCCAUAUUUUUUAGGGUGUGAAGGGGCAAGUGCUAAGAACAGAAAUAUUUCUGAAUUUAUUUCAAAUUUUAGUAUGCACUCUAUCAAUACUUUGGAACCUAAAAUUGAAAUGGUUGACAACCAUGAAAUCGCCUUAAUCCAUUCAGAAAAAAUCAUAAAAGACACUAAAAUCCACACUUUUACAAUAAUUUACAGUGAAGAUGAUAUGCAUAUCUGGAAAAGUGAACCCAAAUCUCACCAAGUCAUUUAUCUCAAUAGCAGCAAUGAUACGGACACUGCAAUUUAUUACUGCAAUUGGAUGCCAUCAAUUAAUCAAAAAAUGUAUGAAAACAUUAAAUCUGUCUUCAAGUUAACUGAAAAAUUGCCUCAAGUACCUAUAGAAAAUAAUGAUAAUAUCGAUGUCCCCAAAGACUCUCAAAAAUUCGUAGAACAUUUUUCGGCCCCUAAAGACCUUCUAACUCCAUUAAGCAAAGAUAGAUCUAAUUCUGCCUCAAACAGCCAAUCGAAUUCCGCUCAACGAUUUGUUACAAAAGUGAUCCAAGAAUCAGAAAACCGUAUAAAAUUUUUCCAGUCUAUCUUUUUCUUUUCAGUUUUAGCUGUCGCUUGCUCAAAUAUUGGGAUUUUAAUUUAUAUUUAUGAUGAAGUCGAUCAUACGAACUCAUUGAAAACUUUUGAGCAUUUAGGAGAAAUUUUAUAUUUAAUAGCAUCCUCUGCUGAUUUUGUAGUAUCGAUAAGCUAUCAUGUGAAAAAUGGGCAAUUAUCAAAUUCAAGUAAUGUCCUGAAUUUUAACAGGACUAUUUUGCAGUUGAAUUCUUUAAAAGAUUCGAUCAGAACUGAUUAUGCAGACUGAAGUUACUGCCAGAACUCUGAUAUUUCGAUAAAACCUUUAAUUCCUGUAUGGAAAUAUGAAAAUAAUAAUGAGCUGAAAAUGGUUAACUUUUAUGAUGCCAUACAAGAAUUCAUAAUUAAAGGAAAUGAUUUUAUAUCAAAAGUAGAAACUAGCAGCGAUAAUUCUAAUGAAAUGAAAUUUAUCAUAAAAAACUCACUUGGAUUCAUGUAUGAGUACUCAGAUUCUGCAUUAGAAGGACUUGUUAGCUGUGAAAAAGACCGUAUAAGUGGCCAAGGAGCUAAUAUAGGUGCAUUUUUAGGCCUUGGAGUCGGGAUUAUUACUCUAUUCUUAUUCCUCCUCCUCGAUUAGCGAUCAAAGCCACUGGAAAAAUCCCAUUUUUUGCUGAAAAAACCCAUACUCAAUAAUUGAGAAAAAAUGUUUUUGAUAUAAAAAUAUUUUAUAAAAAAUUUUUGAUCGUGAUUAUUGGUAUAAAUAAAAUUUCUAGCCAAUUCUGUAUCAUUUAAAACAAAUUCCAUUUUUAACAUAUAGAAAAUUCCUGGGGAUAGCGCGGAAUACGCUAUCCCCAGGAAUUAUCUAUAAAUUUUACAAAUUAUAUAAAUAUUUGAUUUCCAAAUUUUUGCUCAAAAGUAUUAUAAAAUUUAAUAAUUUUUUCUUAAAAAAAUAAUAAAUCCCCUUCGUGAGCGAAAAGACUUUUUAUACGCCUAGGGGUAGAAGUUAGCUUUUUUAAUAAUCCAGGUUCUUUCCAUUAAUAAAAGAUAUAAAGCACUAUGAAAUACUGUUAUGAAAGUAUCCCGAUUAUUUGGUGCCGAAGAGAAAUAUAUUUUGAUAGAAAGACUUGCAGAAGUCCAUGGAAUUGACUAUGCCUCAAUAGACAAUAAUUGCUCAUCUAAAAAAAGCCAUGAGGAUUAUGAAAAAUUGAGUUUUAAAGUGUUAUGAAGAUAUGCAUGAAGGCUGUCGAUGUUUUUCCUUGUUUCUGUGGCAUUCUAUUUGGUCAUUUAUUUUGCACUUUAUGCUCGUUGUGAAGAAUUUAUGGUGAGUCGGCCUGUGAUUCUACAAACUUUUACCAAGCAAAGAGCUCUAUUAUCAAGAAUGAGCCUUUUCGCAAGAGAUAUUAAUAUUCCUGUAAAUGAGGGGCUAUUUGCAAGCAGUUAUUCUUUUAAGAAUCCAAAAACAGAAUUAGUAAACUCAGCAAGCCUUUUAAACGAUGAAAUCUUGAAUAUGAGGGAUUCUAACUCCCCCUUUGAAUUUGAGCAAAUUUAUCUGUAAAAUUUCAAAUUUUGGUAUAUUAACCCCGCUUUAGAUUGUAACAAAAAUUUUUAAAUGGGAGGUGAAAAUUUAAUUUUUAUAUAACUAUUUUUGCCUAACUCAAUUGAAGAAGUGCAAUUAGAAUAUAUUUAAAUUGUUAAAGCACUAAAUCAUUAAUUCAAUUUACAUGUUUUAAUUAUGUAAUACUUUGAAUUUAUUUUUAUAUUGAAAAAAUUCCUCCUUCAAAUUAGAAUACGACUUUUUGUUCCAAUUUAAGUGUGGGAGUAGGAUUUUAGACUUGGCUUCUGAAGAUCUAAAGAAAAGAAUUUUUGAAUACUCUGAAAUCGAUGUAGGUAUAUUAAAAUAUGGGACAAUAUCAGCAAUAAAUUCAAUGAUUUUUCAAGCUUUUAGCUUGGGGAGCGGAAUAGAUUCUUCUUCAGAGGCUAAAAUUAAUUGUUUUACUUCUGGUAUAUCACAAAUACAACAAGAUGCAGAUAUUAAUUUUGGACUAGCAAAUCAAGAGUCAAAAACAAAAAUCGAAGGUAUUUUAGGCAGUAUCAUUCAGAUUACAAUUGUCUAUUCAAUUGGGUCCAUCCUCGUUUUUAUCUGUUUUUAUUGGCCGUUUUUAAUUUCCGAGAGAAAAAUUCUGUUAAAAAUUCAGAACUUUACAAUUAUUUUGCCUGCAAAAAUAAUUUUUGAUAAGAAAUUAUUUAAAUAA